Messenger RNA from Magnolia sinica, 1244 nucleotides. RefSeq lists its product as uncharacterized. NCBI's taxonomy places the organism in Eukaryota, Viridiplantae, Streptophyta, Magnoliopsida, Magnoliales, Magnoliaceae. Gene Ontology annotation, molecular function: S-adenosylmethionine-dependent methyltransferase activity. The record is from RefSeq and is a predicted model, not a curated record. The coding region runs from base 41 to 826 and encodes 261 amino acids. The transcript has 2 exons.
UGCGAGAAAGAGGGAGAGAAAAUGAGAAAGAGAAGGAAAGAUGGCUGAUUUGUUCAAAAAUCAGGCAAAAGAGUAUGUAGAAACUCGGCCGAGUUACCCAACGGAUCUUUUUCAAUUCAUUGCCUCAAAGACGCCUCACCACGAGCUUGCUUGGGACGUCGGUACCGGUAGUGGCCAGGCUGCUGUAUCCUUAGCUGGGAUCUACAAGAAUGUAAUAGCCACCGAUGCAAGCGCAGAACAGCUCGCUUUCGCACAAAAGCUCCCCAACAUCCGCUACCAACAUACUCCCUCCACGAUAUCUGCUGAGGAACUUGCACGCGAUGUGGCCCCACAUGGAACGGUCGAUCUAGUGAUAGUAGCCCAAGCCUUCCACUGGUUUGAUCACCCCACAUUCUACCAACAAGUGAACGUGGUACUCAAGAAACCCAAUGGAGUGCUUGCAGUUUGGUGUUACACUGUGCCACGAGUCAAUGACUCAGUCGACGCCGUCUUUUUGCGAUUGUAUGCUGAGUCCGCACCCUACUGGGCUUCGGCUCGUAAGAUGGUGGAUGAUGAGUAUAGGAGUUUCGAUUUCCCGUUCGAACCGGUGGAGGGAACUGACCACACUGGACCGUUCGAGUUCGAGACGAAGAGAUCGAUGAAUUUGGAUGCGUAUCUUACGUACAUACGAUCAUGGUCCGCGUAUCAGACAGCGCGUGAGAAGGGAAUCGAGCUGUUGAGUGAGGAAGUAGUGGAAGAUUUCAAGCGUGCAUGGGGAGAAGAGGAUACCAGUACUCAGAUUGUGAGGCAUCCCAUUUUUCUGAGGAUUGGGAGAGUAGGGAAUUAAGUGGGAAGAGUUUAGUAUGAAUUCCUCCUCCUAUUUUAUGAGUAGGACUGUCUACACCUUGCACACAACCACUGUAUAUAUACCACAUGAUAUACAUGUAUCUCAAUCAAAACCAUUGAAAACAUGGGCCAGAUUUUUGUAGAUGGAUCACUGAAUGGACAGUUGAAAAUAGUUAACUGCUGAAAUUUGACAAAUGGGUCUUGUCUAAUCAGAGGUUGAGAUCAUCUAACGAAAGUGGGGCCCAUAAUUUGGUUGGUUUAGAUUGAGAAGGUAGGCUAUGUGUACAAUGGUUGUGUGGAUGCAUAUGAAUAAUCAAAUUCAAGAGGGGGUAAUUGAAUGUUUUAAUAAUUUCCUUGAAGAAAUUGGAGGAUAUGUUCUCAUGUUUCAUCUUAUAAUUUGGCCAGGAAUUCUACUAGGA